UACUGGCGCCUAGAAGUUUUGUUGAAUGCAUUUCAGCAUAGUUCGAAUGCAAUUUGUUAUUGGACAUCAGAAAACUCAAACUCUGCAGAACAAUUUUACGAUCAUAUAAAAGUGAAACUACUCAAAUACGUUAAUCAUUCCAAACACAACCAUUACUGAGUAAUCAUUCAACUAAAUACAGCUUCAAGCCAACUUCAACUCCUUUAAAAUGCGUGCCUUCAUCGUUCUCUGUUUGUUCACCGUUACCUGCGCGGAUAAGUUGGGCUACAACUAUCGCCCUGUAGGACACUCAGACGCUGGACUCUCGUUUGCACCAGGUGGUUCCUCAGGACUCGCAGGUCUCGGCGGCAGUGGCGGAUUAGGCGAUAGUGGGUUUGGUGGAUUAGGUGGCAGCAGUGGUGGACCUUCUGGAUUGGGUAGCUAUGGUGGACCAGGAGGUGCAGCGACACAAGUUUCACCUUCUUACUCCGCACCCGCAGCUGAAUUCGAUAAGGAGUUCUACACCUACAGCGCUGAUGAGAAUGACUUCAAUGAACCUGCCGGCAGCGAAAACCUGGACGCUUUAUUAAAGAAGAAUCUGCGUGUUGUCUUCGUAAAGGGACCCGAAAGUAAUGGUUUGGAGAACGCCGCCCUCAAUCUUGCCAGACUUGCUGCCGAAAAGAAAACAGCCAUCUAUGUUCUACAAAAACAAGCCGACUUGGGUGAUUUGGCCAACAAAUUGCAGUCUCAACACGACCUUACAGGUCACAAACCCGAUGUACACUUCGUCAAGUACCGCACACCAGAAGACGCUGCUAAUGCCCAACGUGCUAUUCAAUCGCAAUACGAUCAAUUGGGUGGCAACUCUCAAUCGCACGAUGGUGGCGCCGCACCAGUUCAUGACUUUUCGUCUCCUGCCGCGCGACCAGCUGCCCGUCCAGUAAGUGCUCCAGGUGCUUCAUACUUGCCUUCCUCGAUUAUCCGUAAAUAAUUUAAGUAUAAUUGUGGUUAAUAUUUUUCUGAGAUAUAAUUCUAAGGCUCUUUGUUAUUGUUUUUAUACUGU
Messenger RNA from Bactrocera dorsalis (oriental fruit fly), 1042 nucleotides. RefSeq lists its product as uncharacterized. Bases 209 to 970 code for a protein of 253 amino acids. NCBI's taxonomy places the organism in Eukaryota, Metazoa, Arthropoda, Insecta, Diptera, Tephritidae. The record is from RefSeq and is a predicted model, not a curated record. The transcript has a single exon.